GCCCAGCCACACGGCAACCACGAAUUGGCGACGGGAGAGACGAGGCAGAGGGAGAGAGGAGAGAGAGCCCAGUCCAGCACGACAGAACACAUCGUACGCACACACAUUUUACUCCUUCAGAGAACGAGAGAAGGGGAGUGGAGGGAGGAGGGCUUUCUCCGUUUCGUUACAGCAACAGCGUCGGGGCCUGGCUUGUUCCUGCUACUGCUGCUGCUGAAGAGAGUCCCGCCGGGAGCGACCGAGUCGGCGGGAGGAGCCACCGACCGCGGCCACGCGGGGAGCAACUCGCCGCUGACUACGCCACGUGCCACCGCGACAAAGUCCCGGGGACGUCCUCUCUGCGCCGCGCGCCAUGGAGCGCCGCACCACCGCCAAGCAGCUGUACGAGCAACGCAAGAACUAUGCUCGCUCCAGCAACAUCAAGGCCGAAACGGCACAGUACCACGUGGAGCACCUCUCGACCUUUGAGAUGGACCGCAAGGAGGGCCUUGUGAACCUGGAGGACGGCAUCCGCCGCCUGCGCCUGCUGGACUCGACAGGCAAGAUCUGGACGCAGGACAUGCUGCUCCAGGUGGACGAGCGCUCCGUGUCGCUCGUGGACAUUGAGAGCAAGGAGGAGCUGGAGAACUUCACGCUCGUCUCCAUCAUGUCGUGUCAAGCGGUGCUCACGGAGCCCAACUACAGCUCCAUCCUGGCGCUCACGUGCACCGACGUGGGCCAGGCCAGGCCAGACCUGCACCUCUUCCACUGCGUCGAGGUUGGGGCUGAACUGAUCAAGAACGACAUCGACAGCGCCAUCGCCGACAGCAAGGACGGUCGCAAGAACCGGCGGCCCGAGACUCUGAGGUUCAACCAGGAGCGCAUGAGGAUGAGUCCGUCGCCGGCGCCGGGAGCGGCGAGCAUCUACUCGGAGAGCCACUCACCAGCUUCCAACCGCAGCCGCACGCCCAACGACUCGAGCACACUGGACAGAGAUUCGGACCGCUUCAGCGUCUACUCGCAGGAUUCUGAUGAGACUCCGGAGAUGAUGGCCAAGAGGGUGGACAGAGACGUGCAAAUCCUGAACCACCUGCUGGACGACAUUGAGCUGUUCGUGGCGCGCCUGCAGAAGUCUGCGGAGGCCUACGGGGAGCUGAGCAAGCGCAAGAAGGAGAAGAAGGGGAAGCGGAAGGGCGAGGGGGUGCUCACGCUGCGCUCCAAGCCACCACCUCCAGGAGAGUUCCGGGAAAUCCUGCAGAAGUUCAAAUACUGCUUCAAUCUCCUGGCGCGGCUCAAAGGCCACAUCCAGAACCCCGACUCCAUUGAGCUCGUCCACUUCCUGUUCACGCCCCUGGAGAUGGUGGGUGGUGCAGAGCACGGGGGACCCGACCUGGCGCGCCUCAUCACGAGCCCGCUGCUGACGCGCGACUGCAUCGACAUGCUGCACGGCUGCCUCACCGCCAAGGAGAGGGAGCUGUGGAAGUCGUGCGGGGACGCGUGGAACAAGUCCAAGGCGGAGUGGCCCAGGGACCAGCACGUGCCGCCCUACGUGCCGCGCUUCCGCAGCGGCUGGGAGCCGCCGCUGCUGGACGUGCCGGUGCGCGAGCGCGAGCGGGAGCGCGCCCGCGAGCACGUGGCGGAGCUCGCCGACGGCAGGGGGGGGGCGCCCCCCGCCCACCACUACAACGAGCCCCCCUGGAUGCACAGCGAGCCCGACGGUGCGGCCCACCUCCCCACCGCUACGUCGCCUUCGGACAGCCGGACCCCUACCAUCACGGCCUGCUGCGCCGCCCAGGCGACCGGGUUCAACCAGGAGCGCAUGAGGAUGAGUCCGUCGCCGGCGCCGGGAGCGGCGAGCAUCUACUCGGAGAGCCACUCACCAGCUUCCAACCGCAGCCGCACGCCCAACGACUCGAGCACACUGGACAGAGAUUCGGACCGCUUCAGCGUCUACUCGCAGGAUUCUGAUGAGACUCCGGAGAUGAUGGCCAAGAGGGUGGACAGAGAUGUGCAAAUCCUGAACCACCUGCUGGACGAUAUUGAGCUGUUCGUGGCGCGCCUGCAGAAGUCUGCCGAGGCCUACGGGGAGCUGAGCAAGCGCAAGAAGGAGAAGAAGGGGAAGCGGAAGGGCGAGGGGGUGCUCACGCUGCGCUCCAAGCCACCACCUCCAGGAGAGUUCCGGGAAAUCCUGCAGAAGUUCAAAUACUGCUUCAAUCUCCUGGCGCGGCUCAAAGGCCACAUCCAGAACCCCGACUCCAUUGAGCUCGUCCACUUCCUGUUCACGCCCCUGGAGAUGGUGGUGCAGAGCACGGGGGGACCCGACCUGGCGCGCCUCAUCACGAGCCCGCUGCUGACGCGCGACUGCAUCGACAUGCUGCACGGCUGCCUCACCGCCAAGGAGAGGGAGCUGUGGAAGUCGUGCGGGGACGCGUGGAACAAGUCCAAGGCGGAGUGGCCCAGGGACCAGCACGUGCCGCCCUACGUGCCGCGCUUCCGCAGCGGCUGGGAGCCGCCGCUGCUGGACGUGCCGGUGCGCGAGCGCGAGCGGGAGCGCGCCCGCGAGCACGUGGCGGAGCUCGCCGACGGCAGGGGGGGGGCGCCCCCCGCCCACCACUACAACGAGCCCCCCUGGAUGCACAGCGAGCCCGACGGUGCGGCCCACCUCCCCAACAACGGCUACGUCGCCUUCGGACAGCCGGACCCCUACCAUCACGGCCUGCUGCCUCCCGGCGACCGGGGCUUUGACGGCUCUGCCGCCCCCCCGCCGCGCUCCCCGCUGGGCCCCCAGACGGCCAUCGUGCGCUACGACUUCAUGGCGAGGAACAGCAACGAGCUGGCGGUGCGCAAGGACGACCUCGUGGAGGUGAUCGAGAACAGCAAGCAGUGGUGGAAGGUGCGCAGCGUGACGGGGCACGAGGGCUACGUGCCUAACAACAUCCUGGACCUGCUCAAGGGCGGCGGCGACGGCAUCGGCGGCGGCGGCGGCGUUGGCCUGCACGACGAGCCGCUGUACAGCCGAGCCCUGCAGAAACAGCGCACGGACAGUAGCAGCCACUACCCGGGCCCAGCGUCCCCAGGCCUCCCGUUGCCGCCCAACGGCCUCCAGCGGCAGGGCAGCGUGGACUCGGCGAACGCCGCGGGGCCCGAACCGCCACGCGGCAACAACAACAACAACCAGCGAGACCCGGCCUCGCAGCAUGUGCAAGAAGAGCUGCUGAAGCGGCUGACCGGGCAGAACGUGAACAAGCGAAACUUCAUGAUCCCGCGCAGCAAGGGCACCGCCGUGGUGCUGAGCUUCGACUCGUCGCCAGACGACGUCAAGUCGUGGCUCGUGGCCAAGGGAUUCAACAACCUGACCGUGGACAGCCUGGGGGUUCUGACCGGGGCUCAGAUCUUCUCCCUCAACAAGGAGGAGCUGAAGGCCGUUUGUCCGGACGAGGGGGCCAGGGUCUACAGCCAGAUCACUGUGCAGAAGAGUGCCCUCGAGAGCGCGCGUGGAACAUCGGAGCUGGAGGAGAUCAUGAAGAAACGGAAAGAGAAGAUCAGCUCGGUCGACAAGAACGGCAGCGAAAACGUCACAGCCUAGCCCCCCGCUCCCCUCGCUCGCCAAAGGCCCAUCAACACCCCCACCCCUGCCCCCCACAGCCCCCCACUUACUGCCACUUUCACAGCUGUUGCCCAGCUUAUUCUAACGUUCGACACAUCCGGCGAUUAUAUUCCCGUCGUCCCAGAGCGAGAGAGGGGGUGACGCUAGUUUAGGGUCACGGUCAACCAUCGCCUCCGUAGCGCUGCAACAGCGCUGGGGGGAGGGGGGCGGGGGGUUCUUUUUGCGAGCCGGUGGGCGUCAGCGACUCCUCGCCCAACUCCGUGCGGUCACGGAGCGGUCUGGCGCCGGGCGUUUACUCUGCAUUAGCUGAGCUGGGUUUACUCUGCAUUGCCCUCAAGGUGGUAGACGCUUGGCCGCUAAAUGUACGUCCACGUUGAACUUCUUCCGCAUAACAACAACCACUCCUGAAGUAAUUAGAUUUCAACCGAGAUGAUUUUAAAAGUGCAUAGCUGCUCCAGCGGCAUAGUUCCGAAUGUGGUUCGUGAGGAUUGCUGUGCGGAGGUUAACUCGCCCAAUGGGCGGGUUAACUCGGUCGCCGCCGGCGCGCCGUUAACCGGGACGCUCGCCGUGCGAUUAGUGUGGCCGUGCCGGGUGGCGGAGGGGUUCUUGACGCCACGUGUUGUUGUCAGAUCGUUACCCUGGAGGCCCGAACCCAUCUCACCCCACUGCAAUAUCUAUUAUCAAAAUGUAUCUGCGUAAAAGAAUAACCAGACCAAACCUAAAAUAACACGACCGCCACCGGUACGGCAUUGUAAUUGGUUUGUCCCUGCAUCGUGGCGAUUCUUACGGUGAGGAUGGCCGCGAUGGUCGGAGACUCAAACGCGCAGCGCGCUAACCGCUACAACUACCGCUCCCCACAAAGACGCGCACAGACACGCACAGACACGCACAGACACGCACAGACACGCACAGACACGCACAGACACGCACAGACAAACACGUGGACACACACUGCAGCCCGCGUGGCGAGCUGCGCGUUGUACAAGUUGCGCCGUGCGUCGAACUUCUCUGGCGUACCGUGCGCGGCGAGGGCGGCGUGCUCGGCGGAGGUGCGGGCGGUGGGGGGGAAUGAAGACAAACUGAACGCGACACAAAGCAGAGUGGGGGGAAAAAUCCGUGACCAAACGACGCAGACCCAAGCCGCACCGCAACGUAGUUUAACGAGGUGGCGGUGAUGAGAGAGAGGGGGCAUUACGAGCGCGUACCACGGAGUGCGCACAUUUCAGAAUCAACGUGCGUUCAUAUAUAGAGUAUUUGGCUGCUAUACAUUUCCACGUGGUGAUGAUGAUGAUGAGCCACUUCAGGGAGAGAGAGAAAGCACUCGUACUCCAAGUAUUCAGCAACAGGCAUCGUCAGGGUCGUGAUCGAACCCACGACCUCCUGCAGACCAGGCGAGGGAGUUAACAUCUCCUGGCUACCAUCUAGCCGGGCCCGUGGCUUAGGCCUGUCCCCUGUAACGUCAGGACUGAUGGGAGAUAGAAGCAGCAGCAGCAUUAGCGCACCUCCGGUUAGCGCGGUUGGCUACGUACGGUGUGAAAGAAGUUUGUGCGUGCGCGGACUGCACGGUCAGUGUCCUGUGACGAUGAAGUUCAUCGCAGCGACCGAGGUGUCCCAACUCGGUUCCUGCUGCCGCCCGGCGCACACACAGAUGCCACUUCCUUGACUGUCUAAAUUGAACUUUACUCGAAAAAUCUUUUUUUUACAUCUUACCAGGUAAAGGUCCCAGUGAGCUACGUAGCACUCUUUUUUUUAGAAGCUACCUGGCGAGCACAAAUGAUAGCUCAGCCAAGUGGCUCAUCAUCAUCAUCAUCGUUCUGUGGAAUUUUAUAGCAGCAACUGCAACUGCAACACUCCAAAUAUGUGACGUCGAUUCUGAAUGUAGAGGGGAAAACCGGAGGACCCGGAGAAAAAUCCACGCGACCACUGGGAGAAGAAGAGAGAGACACGAAGACUCCAAAUAUACAACAGCAGCAGGCGUCAGGGUGGAGAUCGAACCCACGACCUCCUGCAUACCAGGCGAGGUAGUUAACAUCUAAAAGGCCACCGUGGAACUCGGGGCAGAUGGCCACCCCUCGUUCCACACCUGUGGUGCUGCUGGUGAUGUCUGUGGUGGUGCACAAGGCCGCUGUAAACUGCCGCCACGGGAGGAGAGUCCAGUUCCACAGAUCUCCCUCGACCCGCACGAUCGCCGGAAAAAAAUCUUAUUCAGGGAUGGUGGUACAUCCACGGGUCCAGGAAGGGUUUGGGAUCCCACUGCUUUAGAGAUUUGCAUAGUCUAGAGACACAAUUGUAUGCGCGCGCGUGUCUGUGUGUGUGUAUACUGGAGGAGCGGUGGUGCAGCGGUUAGCGCUACGCUGCACUACGAACCCGGCGGCCCGAGUUAGAUUCCCGCUCACGGCCAACAACUUGGGGAAGACUAUCUGAACCUGUUCCGGGCCUCCCCUAGAUCGACUCAGCCUCCGAGUGCCUGGUGCGGUGUGUAGUAAACAUCGCCACUGGGGGAGACAAAGGCGGCCGGGCGUGGUGCUGGCCACCCACCCCCUCGUGUGCCGUGCCGGCCUUCAUAGGUGCUGCUCACUAACAGCACUUGCCCCAACAGUCCGUUAAGGCUAUACGGGGGUAGGGGGGGGCAGGAAUCUUUGUCUCUACUUUUAUAUAUUUACUGUAUAUAAUAAUUUGGGAGGUGAGUUUACCCAUUGUCGCAGCGAUUGGGGCUUAAGAUCAUUUCCGUAAUUCUAAUAAGCGUUCGUGGGAGUCAGCACUCCGCACGGAUAAUCGUUUGCAUUUUCGCGACGGAUAUAUACAUACAUAUACACAUAUACAUACAUAUACACACAUACAAACAUAUACAUAUAUACAUAGGCAACUCGAUUGACAAAUGACCGCUUUUCUUUCCGUAUAUUAACCAAAAAAUGUUUUAAGUAUUUUUUUCACACAUUCCAUCAGCCGCGUCUGUUCUUCCAGAGAAGUGGCUCGUUUCGACAGCAUCGGCUAUGACUCGGUCAAUCUCUGGAGCGGUUUCGGCAUGCACAGUCUCAUCAGCAGCAGCAGCAAUAGCGUCAGGCUCGCAUAAAACCCAUGCCAGCGAACUGCCCAGACGUUGUUAGCGAGGGAUCGCACAUCCCCUGUAAGAUACAAUGCCGAGUUCGACGAUAAAAACCAGACAGUAUGUAACGCAAUAAUCAGUCGUGUCCGUUGUAGAGAAUAUUAAUAAAUCGGCAGACGAUUUGCCUCUUGUUCCCAUUCCCUGUGGACGGGGAGGUGUGUCACCUGCCCUGCUAUUGUCUGCCGUGAGGGGCCGCCUACGAUGCAUCCACACACACACGCACACCUAAAAGACGCAAUUAGGCGUGAGACUCGUAUAGUUCAAGCAUUGACUGUGGAUGCGCUGAGAUUAAAGGUUUAUGUCGAGGCCUGCGCGUCUGCCAGUGUUGUUAGCCGCCUCCACUCGGCAGCAAGCCCUGGAGACGCCGGCUACGACACACACACUCACGUGUUUUUAAGACGUUAAGCUAUUUUACGUGAACACGAUUCCACGAUAAGCAACACACGUGAUGUGACUCCCUGUAUAUAAUAAUAAUGAUGAUGAUGAUUAUCGAGGUAGACACGUAUCUACCUUGAUGAUGAUGAUUAUCGAGGUAGACACGUGUCGCGUGGCUGGUCACAAGUGUCGUGGACGAGCAAUAAUAAAACGCACGGAUGCACGUUCA
Molecule: messenger RNA, 7296 nt
Organism: Lethenteron reissneri (Far Eastern brook lamprey)
Lineage: Eukaryota; Metazoa; Chordata; Hyperoartia; Petromyzontiformes; Petromyzontidae
Product: epidermal growth factor receptor kinase substrate 8-like
Biological process (GO): positive regulation of ruffle assembly; regulation of Rho protein signal transduction; Rho protein signal transduction
Cellular component (GO): vesicle; ruffle membrane; plasma membrane
Molecular function (GO): actin binding
Source: RefSeq, a predicted model, not a curated record